This is a messenger RNA of Branchiostoma belcheri (Belcher's lancelet), 1422 nucleotides long. Its product is annotated as calmodulin-alpha-like. The record is from RefSeq and is a predicted model, not a curated record. The transcript is spliced from 3 exons. Bases 384 to 836 code for a protein of 150 amino acids. NCBI's taxonomy places the organism in Eukaryota, Metazoa, Chordata, Leptocardii, Amphioxiformes, Branchiostomatidae. Gene Ontology annotation, molecular function: enzyme regulator activity; calcium ion binding.
CUGUGACGAAGACGACGUGAAAACAAACAUCUGCUUGGCGCUCAGCCGACUGCGGCUCCGCCUUGUGUACAAUGUGCGGUAAUUAUCGCCAUAACUGGCCCGACCUCCUAUAUUUAGCGGCCGCAGUUUUCUCUAGUGGCUCUCAGCGCGAAGGCUCUACCAAGUCCCUACCCAAACAGGGACACCGUCACUAUGUAGCGCCUACUCCUCCACACCCGGAUGUUUUAGCCUUAAGUUCCUCGGAGUCUGCCGUGCCAGGCCAGGGGAGUGCUUCAAGAAUUCCGCGCCGUCUUCAGAUUCUUAAGUCAGCGCCUUCUCCUUAUCCACCCAAAACAAGCAGCCGCGGAGCCCAGUCGAAGACAGAGCAGCCGGAAAGCUAAGACAUGGCGGACACGCUUUCUGAGGAGCAGAUCGCGGAGUUUAAGGAAGUGUUCGGUCUGUUUGACCAGGACAACAGCGGGUCCAUCACGACGAGCGAGCUGGGGGAAGUCAUGGAGUCCCUGGGACACAAACCCGAGCUGGCGGAGCUGCAGGACAUGAUAAACGAGAUGGACCACGACGGCAGCGGCACGAUAGACUUCCCAGAAUUCCUGCUGGUGAUGUCCAAGAAGCAGCAGGAGUCAGACAGUGAGAAGGAGAUCAGGGAGGCCUUCAGAGUCUUCGACAAGGACGGGAACGGGUUCAUCACGGCGUCCGAGCUGCGGGUAGUGAUGGCGAACCUGGGAGAGAAACUGACAGACGAGGAAGUGGAUGAGAUGAUAGACGAGGCAGACAGUGACGGGGACGGACACAUCAACUUCGAGGAGUUCUACACCACAAUGUACAAAAUCGGAUGAAACAUUGUAACUCUUUCCAUAUUAUAAACACUGCUUUUUGACACCUUAAACGCUCGUCUGAUGGCGGCUACAAUGUAUGGCCCUGGAUGAAGUUAGCUGAAACGUUACGCUAUAUUUUUGGAGGGACUCUUCAACAUGUUGGACGAUGCUUUGCAACGUGCAACAGGUAAAUGUAUAGUGCACUGCUAAUAGUAUCCCAGAGAUAUGUCCAGGAUUCCAACUCGGGUGACGCUACAGUAUAUCAAACGCUGACAGCGAUUUUCCACAACUCGCAAGCUGCUUUGCGACGCCCUUAGUUCUCCGUAAUGCGCCAUAGCCCCAUGAACAGCUUGUGUGGACGACGCCACAAUGGUAUUAAAUUGGAUGAAACGCUACGCCAAUCCGCAAUAAUCCUAUAGGAAUGGUUCUUUCACAACGUGAAUGUUGAAUCAACAGAUGGUCGUGCAUAACUUCACGUAUUUAGUAGCGUAUUCCCUUUAAGUACAUUUUAACUCAAUAAUAUUCAGCCUAAGGUUAUGGCUGCCCUUGUAAUGAUAUUGAAUCUAUUGUGAAAUACAUGUAAAUAAAAAGAUAAUAUAGAACUGUC